UUUCCCAUAGUCUCAUCUUUCUCCAUAUUAAACUUUCUAAAGUAGCUUGUUUAACCUGUACCGUUAAACCAUCAUCAUAAAAAGGAUAAAAGCUGAUAACAUACGAUAAUAUAUCAUGCCUUCUAUCACGUACCAAGCUAAGGUUGGUUCGGGUGCAACCCCAUUUUACGGUCAAUUGAUUGUCUCGAAUCUUCAAUAUGACGACGGUUCAGAAGUGACCAUCAAGAAUUUCCUUGGCAUUACGUUCAAGUCGCCCUCUAGCCUUCGAAAAGAUGAUGUUAUUGUGUCCACCAAUCCUUGGCAGAAUGUCACGCCAACGGUCGAUUUCAAUCAGAUUGACGAUUCAACUUUUCUCAUUACAGUAAAGCUUAAUUUUGAAAACCCUUAUAAAUUCAACGUUUCUGAUACCAUAACAUUUGGUAUCAAUGGUGACUUAACCAAACAUCCCGAUACGUAUCUGGACUCUUUCGCCUUUGCCGCUGAUGCGUUGCCCGAUACAGAUGGGACAGUUGAAAUCACUGCCGCAUCUGCUCCUGACCCAGCUCUCGCCUCUCUCAAGGUGUCUCUUGUUUUCCAACAAGGGUUUCAAAAGACCCCCGUCGAUGUGCCUCUCGAUGACACCACAUCGGUGAAACUACCGGCUGGUGAUUACACUGUUUCAGCAGCGGAACUCGCUACAGAAGAUCAAACAACUGUUGCUGCAACUCAGGUGUCACCCACAUCUCUGACCGUCAAAACUGGCGAGUCAACCGAUGUCGAGGUCUCUUUCGGCUCUGUAUCGAAAUACAGUGCCGUGGAUGUGACUAUUGGAGAUAUUUCGGCGCUUCAAGGUGAAAAGUUUCACGUGCAGCUGACCGUCGACGGUAAUCUGCUCACGGAUUUCUACAGCCCUGUAAACCACACGACUUCACUGCGACGUCUUCCGGCAGAAGGAACUCUUGAAGUGUCAGUUGAUGGAAUCACUCUGAAUAAUGUUAAAUAUACACUCCCUGCGAAGAGUGAGACUCUUUCGGCCGAGUUAUUCACUUUUACAUUCGGCGAAGACGAUGUAAAGUCUUCGCCUGUUGACACCACGGGUUUUGUCGAGCUACCCAUCGUCGUAAAAUCCGACAUUGAGGUUGAUCAAGACAUUUUGGUGCGCCUCACCUCAAUGGAUGUGGUCUAUACCCAAAAAGUCCCUGCUAAAGCUGGCACUACACCGUUCUCUGUGCCGGUAGCCCCAGGCGAUUACACGGUCGGUAGCGCAAGCUUUAUCAACAGCGGGACUGUGUAUGUGGUUGAAGCUGCAACCAAUUUGACUGUGGCGAAAGAUGGCAGCACGGUUCUUGAACUUGAGCUGCUGAAGGGAGCUGAGCUUAAUGUUAAAGGCUUUCCUGAUCAUCUGAGCUUUGGCGCCCUCGUCGAUCUGACACCUAACAAUGUCAAAGACCUUGUUGCGGCCCGUAUAUCAUCCAUCUUCAAAUAUGCCGGUAUCGAUGGUGCUGGAGAUAAGCACGUAUACUUAACUGAUGAUACGGCUACUCGCAGAACAAUCCAACUUGCACGCGAUGUGGAAAAGGAGCUUGCAGACGGCAGUAAGGUUCUGCCAGUAAUGAUCUCCUAUACCUGCAAUCUCUCUUUAGGAUACAUAGACCAGCAGCUUCAAGAUACAAAGGGUCUUACCUGCAGUCUUGCAAAUCUGAUCUUGGCUCUUAACAUUGCGAAUGGCGCAAUCGACGACGAUCACCCGGUGCCUGCAGGUUUUAUUGUUAACGCUGACUUCCUUGGAGAAGGCCAAAAAGAGAAUCUCACUGACUACCCCAUGCCUGUCAGAGAACCAUUACAAGGCGCCCUUGAUCACUGGAAGAUUGACAAGGAGAUUCCUGCUUCCAUCACCGACACUUUUGCAGGAUAUACUCAUGGCGUCAAUUGGCUUAUUCGCACAGUGGCACCCAGUGUUACUUUUGGCUGGCAGGUUAAUAUCUGGGGCGGCGGCACUUCUACUUGGAUUUACAAUUCUGGCCCGGAUAACAAUGAUCCAUUCGUUGAAGCAAACAAAACUACUGCUUACAUUAAGAAACUUGGCACUUAUGACGGCGAAUUCGCACCAGACUUCCUUGCUAUAGACCGAUACGAAGCCGAUGACUGGACCAGGCGUGCCUACCCAAACGGCUAUUUCUACGGUCCAUACGAAUGGCGUCGCUAUUACGACUUUGUUAAAGAUGUUAGUGUCAGUUUGCAGGUGCCUGUGAUGCCCUGGCAGAUUCCUGCAAGUCAUGCGCCACUGGUGACGGAUACUGUCUCGUCCGAUUAUGAUUCUCAGCACUGGGGUACGGGAGGCAGCUAUUUGUUGGGCGAUGCCGAUAUCAACUCUGACUACCACAACAUCAACCCUACCGUCUUGUUGCUGGAGCUCAACCCUACUCUGAUCAAGGCCAAGACUGCAGCCGAAGUUUGGCAGCGCGGAGAGCCUUUUGACUUAUCGCAGCCGGCGUAUUUGGAUUUCCCGCUUCGCGGCAUAUUUGCGGUUUUGUUGGGAGGAGGGUCCACCACUGGAGUCAUUUCGACGGUUGGAAAUGCUGGACCUUGGGUGACUGACAGGUUGAACGCAUACGCACACAAUCCAAUCGGCUUUGAUGAUACUUCGUCUGACGCAUCCAAGGCCAAGGCGAGUCAAUCUACGCGCAUCGUUGGCUGGUGGUCGAAAUUGUGGAAGGAGUGGCGAGGCGCAGAAAAUGCCUAACCUUACGGGGAGCAGUCUUAGUUUAUAUCUCUAUAGCAACCAGAUCUUCAAUAUAGCAACAUCCACAGUAUCUCAUGCGAAAACUUGAGUGCAAGAACAGCGGGCGUUAAACUCUUCGCUGGUAAACUAUAUGCUGAACCACGGUGGAAGAUAGUGGGCUAUUUAGGAGUUAGAGUUGUUGGGCUAGUACGUAUGAAAAUUAAUAUUGAAACUAUAUGUGAAGUGGGAGACUUGAACUUUCUAUCAAAUGCAUACGCUACAUAACAAG
Molecule: messenger RNA, 2990 nt
Organism: Trichoderma asperellum CBS 433.97
Lineage: Eukaryota; Fungi; Ascomycota; Sordariomycetes; Hypocreales; Hypocreaceae
Source: RefSeq, a predicted model, not a curated record